Molecule: messenger RNA, 1677 nt
Organism: Penicillium subrubescens
Lineage: Eukaryota; Fungi; Ascomycota; Eurotiomycetes; Eurotiales; Aspergillaceae
Exons: 2
Coding region: 1-1677 (558 amino acids)
Source: RefSeq, a predicted model, not a curated record
AUGCCAGUGUCAACUUUCGAUCCAGAAUUAUCGGCCCAGCUCCACAAUGAGAUUCUGUGUCGUGCAUGGAUCGGCGCAGGACGCGACUUAGCAUCACUGCCGUCCACAACCUGCUGGGAAAUAUCAUCCCCAGUCCCAGCCGAAAUUGCUACGAAACUGAAUCCAAAUCUUAUUUGCUUCCUCCGUCUCGCGAAAACGACAACAUGGGACCCGGAAUUUUACUUCUUCUACUUUCUGCAUUCACUGCAAAGCAGUGGAUACCUGCAUUCGCUCCAUACGUCUGAUAGGUUUAUCUAUCUCUAUAAUCCCACGAGUGCUUACGGAGAUGAGGAAGUAGGCAUAAUAUUUGAUCAAGAAACGGAAUUAGCGGCCUAUGUUGCUCAUCACUAUGACUUGAUCGACGUCUUCCAUGAGCCAUGGGCAUGGAAACCCCUGCAGGAUAUUCUUCAGGCAUAUCUAGAGAUGAUCGAAGAAGGAAAAGUGCAGGCGUCUCCAAAUACGGCUGAAGAGCAAGAGGCCUGGCCAAGAACACCCCGAUUCUUUCCAUGGCAGUAUAAUCAGUAUACGGCCCGAGAUGUCAAAAAGACAAAUAAGGCAUUUACUCGACUUCUCGACGCAAUCGAACAUCGACUUCCUCAAACUACGCAAGAUUCAGAAUUGCAUCUUCCAUACUCACCCGCUAUCCUCGACGAAGCUAGUAUCCCUAAUAAUUCGUUCAUUCGACCUUUCUUCUCGGAGAUACCCCCUCGGACCUUGAACUUUCGUUACAUCGCCCCGGGUAUCAGUAUUCAGUUACCUACACAGUUUGCUGCCCAGCCGUGGAAAGAGAUAUCCGAUAACGAGUCGGAAGACGAAACAAACGAGGAAACCGAAGAAAAAGGUGGGCAGAGCAACCAGGUGCCCAGUCAAGAAGCUAGUCGAGACGCCGAUCAGGGACGAGCUGAACAGUUCGACGAGAACCUCGAUCUUCGGACCCCAGGGGAACGAUAUUUUGGGCCAUUUUCCUCGUCCAGCGAAUCUGACGAAGAAGUCUAUUUUUUAUCUGAUGGAGAUGAAGAAGAGCGAAGUGACGAGGAUGAUCAUAGCGAUGACGGCGAAAGCAGCAGAAGAAGUGGUGCCUUAAGGAUUUUCUACAACGUUCCAGAUAUCGACAGCGAUAAAGAUGAAUAUCCUGGAAGGUUGCAAAUACAAAACCACCCAGUCGGUCACGCAGUGCCAUUCUUGCUAUUCCGAGGUGACGAAUCAUCCUCACUGAGCUAUAAGCGACUGUUUUUCCCUGAUAUAGAGGAUAGUCACCAAGGCACUUCUACGGGGUUAUAUGUCCUCGCACCUGGCAUAGGGGCAAACCAAUUUGGGGACUCCUGCAGACUAAUUCUGCCUUUUAAUAUCGGAGGUCGCGGGCAUGCGCGGUUUAGCAAUGGUCAGAGACUAAUGAAUGCCUGCGACUCCUAUGUGCCUCAGGAAACCUCGUUUGAGCUUUACCAGGCAGGGCGAGAAAGUGGCUUUUUGGAAUUUCAUCCAGUACAGCUUCAUAAAAUCUUGCUGAACUGGGCGCAAAGAGUUGAGGCCGGUGAUUGGGAAGUUGAUGCGAAUGGGGUUGUGGGUGGUAUUGGGAAGUUUGAGGAAGCUGAUACACCGGAACAUUGGAAGAAAUACCAGAUUCCGCUGUCCUGGUGA